Molecule: messenger RNA, 1359 nt
Organism: Ostertagia ostertagi
Lineage: Eukaryota; Metazoa; Nematoda; Chromadorea; Rhabditida; Trichostrongylidae
Source: the annotation of a GenBank genome assembly
AUGCUCAGCGAACCGGAAUCUCGCAUUUUGUCGUCUGCGUUUGACACGUUGGCAAAGGACUUUGAUCCAAAGGAUGCGGUGAUUUAUCUGGAAAGCUCUGGACUGCUUACUGCGGAUCUUGCAGAGAAGAUUGAGGCAAAGGCAACUCGAUUAGAAAGGAUGAGAGAAUUCUUACGGAUAUACCGCAGACAGGCGACGGAUUGUGAGCCGCUUAUUUCAUACUUUGAGUUCGCGGGCCAGGAACACAUCGCAGAUUUGUUGAGGACUGAUUUGGAACACGUUCUAGAUAGUUAUGAAACUUCUACCGAAGUGUCUCAUUUUCCGGAACAUCUUCGGCUACGAAAAUUGUUCGCAGGAGGUGUUCCGAGAGUGUAUCAGCAUGUACGAAGAACACAGUUGCAGAAUGAUGUCGCCAAAGUAUUGAGAGAACGAAGUGACCUCGCUGGAUGUGGUAAAUCAACACUAGCGGCAGCCGUUUUGGCGGAUGUUCCAGAUUUGUUGGGAGGUCGUUUUGAGUCGGUGGUGUGGCUGCAGGACUCACGUUCCAAACGAGACCAGGCGCAUAAGCUUUUCACGGAUCUUCUUCUUAUGCUAUGGGAUGAUAAGAGUUCGGAUCCUCCAAGAUUGGUCGAUGUGUCUUCUGUGUAUUUAUGCAAACAGAUCCAAGAGGCUCUGAUUGAUAAUCCGAAUGUGCUCGUUAUUCUGGAUGACGUUGUACAGGAAGAGACGCUUCGUGUACUGGCAACCAGUAGAAAUGCAGAGCUGUUCGCCUGUGCUUUAUGCUCUGUUGACAUUGUCCACGUCGACGGCAUCACUUCUGCAGAAGCGACAGAGUUUUCUCCAUUGAUGCGACACCAUUGCAAGGAAAGAAGGGAAGAAGUAGAUCAGUCGGCCAUUAGCGCUGCAUUCGCAGUCUCCAGUGGAAAUGUUGCCUUGCUGAAUAUGCUCAAAAAGCCGCUUCAGCGUCGAGCGGGAUCGGCUUUGGCUACAUUCUCCCGCCACUUAGAAGAACGCGGCUUGUCGUGGUUGACUCAGAAAAGCUCAUAUGAGUACGUUUCGAUGCACAUGUCAUUGACGACAUCAGUAGAGCGUUUGUCAUCAGACGAGCGAGAUACUCUUGCGUGUGCCGCGAUCUUGCCGUCGGAGGACGACAUUCCGCUUCAGGUGUGGGCGUUAUUCGUGCCAGUUGAUGUCGUUGACACUGAUGAGGCCGAGUUCCUAAUGUUUUUGUCCGAUCGACUCAGUAGAAUAUGUAGCAAUGGCGGCUGGUUAUUGCAUAAUCCGACGAAGGGCACUUUUCGAAUAAGCAGAAUGGUGGAGAUUUAUCUACGAGAGGCUCUUGAUUCGCAGACAGUUAAG